Messenger RNA from Caenorhabditis elegans, 1218 nucleotides. RefSeq names its product F-box domain-containing protein (gene fbxa-174). The transcript has 4 exons. The record is from RefSeq and is marked reviewed. NCBI's taxonomy places the organism in Eukaryota, Metazoa, Nematoda, Chromadorea, Rhabditida, Rhabditidae. Bases 1 to 1218 code for a protein of 405 amino acids.
AUGUCGGCUACCGCUCAAAACUCCUACUCCAAAACCUUCAUUCGAUCUUGUAUUCUCUAUGAAGUUCUCCAAAAGAAGCCCGUGUUUGAAGCCUAUGAAACAAUUUGUAACACCUUGAAGGAGAAGAUUGCCUACAAAGAAUUUGACUAUUGGUUUCAUAGAUUUUACAAUGGCAAUCAUGACUUGGAGGACGAUACUUGGCAGAUUAAAGUACGAAAUUCCAAUGAUCUGCGUUGCUCGAUCAAUCCUCCCUCAGAGGUUCCACACAAAAUUUCUGAAAUAGACUGGUGCAAAAAAUUCGUUGAAUAUUUUAAUGGUGUGCCGCAAAAACCUUCCCUAAUAUAUAAUAUGCCAGAAAAAGUUUGGAAUGAAAUCUGUGCCAAAAUGGAACUUUAUGAUAGACUCGUGGCCAGAAAAGUUUCUCGCAAUUUCCGUGACAAAAUUGACCAGCAAGAACUUCAUUUUAAUACACUGGGAAUUUGUUUCGAACAAGACGAAGCUAGACUAUUUUUGAACGAAAAAACUGUCAACUAUUGCCCUGUACCAAACGGAUGUACAAUAAUCUAUGAAAACAGAACAAUCCGAAUUAAAGGAGGAGAUUAUCGGAAAAUAGCACUUCAAGAUUUCAAAACAAUAGUGUCUAAAGACGCAAAAACAUUUUCUGUACUCUUCGACGCACAAAUGUCAGAGCAGAUUCGGGGAAACAUUUUCAAAGAUGUCCUAGACGUCUUGAGAUCGAUGAACAAAUUACGAGUCCGAAAACUAGUUUGUGAAUUGAAAAACGAAGAAAUCGACGCAAUCCUGCCGUACUUCGAGCCUAAAACGCUCGAAGUUGUUCACUUUUUUGCCUCUUCUACAGACGGCCAUAGCACAAAAUUAAUGGAUACAGUUCAGCUGAAGAAUGCAAAAGCUCUAAUUUUUGACAUUGACAAUUGCUCCAUCAACAUUGAAAAAUUCUUCCAUCUCACUUAUUUCGACGUUACUUUGGAUCUUUUCACAAAAGAUGAUGCGGUUAAAAUUAGAGAUAUUUUGAUGAAAUCCGACACUUUCAAAUAUGCAAACUUCGAAUCCGACGACUUCGAUCCAAUUGAAAUUGCAAAUGUAUUCGUACCAGACUAUCAAAGCGAUGAUUGGCCAAUAAUAAAUUACACACGACACAACAAAAAAUUCCUCUUGAAAAUUAAUCCAAACUCAUUUCAAAUUAAAAAGAUGGUAUAA